Messenger RNA from Geodia barretti, 1410 nucleotides. Lineage: Eukaryota; Metazoa; Porifera; Demospongiae; Tetractinellida; Geodiidae. The record is from the annotation of a GenBank genome assembly.
CUGCUCAAGCUGACCAUUUCCGAAGUCGCACCUCUGAUACGGGCAAGGGAGGUAUCUCCCGUUGACCUUGCCGAGGCCGCACUUGCCGAGGCCGAGCGCCGCCAACCCACACUCAACUCCUUCAUAACCAUCAUGCGGGAGCAAGCCCUCGCCCAGGCCGAAGAAGCCGAGGAAUCCCUGUCCCGGGGCGAGUACCUGGGCCCGCUGCACGGCAUACCGAUCGGCAUCAAGGACAACAUCGCCACGGGCGGUAUCACCACCACGGUAGGAACCAAGGUGUUACGGGACCACGUUCCCGACGAAGAUGCCGAGGUCGUUCGCCGUUGCAAGGCUGCCGGCGCCAUCAUCAUCGGCAAAGAAAACCUGGAGGAGUUUGCCGCCGGGGCGACCUCCAACAACCCGCAUUACGGCGCGGUGCACAACCCCUGGAACGUCGACCACAUUCCCGGAGGCUCCAGCGGAGGCGGAGGCGCCAACGUGGCUGCCGGCGUCACCUUCGCGUCCCUGGGAACCGAUCUGGGCGGGUCAGUGCGCCUGCCGGGCGCGUUCUGCGGUGUCGUUGGGCUCAAGCAGACCUUCGGAAGAGUCAGCCAACGCGGCCUGUUGGUGACCAGUUUCAACGGUGACCACAUUGGCCCCAUGACCCGUUCCGUCCGGGAUAGCGCGCUCGUUCUGCAGGCCAUCGCCGGCUAUGACCCCCUGGAACCCAGCACCGUGCCGGUCCCAGUGGAUGAUUACGCGCUUAUCAUGGAACGCGGUGUCAGUGGGCUCACCAUGGGCAUCCCGUCCAACUACUACUUCGACCUCCUCGAUCCCGAGGUUGAGGAAGCCGUUCGGCGCGCCAUAGCCGCCCUGGAAGAGCUGGGCGUCGCAACCCGCGAGGUGAGCGUUCCCAGUAUGCAGUACGCCGGCGCGUUGCGCUUUUCCAGCAUGGCCGACAGCGUGGUAACCCACGAGCCGUAUAUCGCUUCCAGCCGCGAGGACUACGGGCCCGACACUCUAUACCGCACCCUGGCCGGCCAGUUCGUGCUGGGCCGGGACUACUCCAAGGCCAUGAAGGUCCAGCGCAUCAUCAAGGAGGAGCACGCCCGCGUCCUUCAGGAUGUGGACUUCCUCGUUACUCCCACCACGCCUCUGCCCGCGCCCCGCAUCGACGCUGAUACCAUCGACGUGGAAGGACGGCGUCAGAAGGUGCGCGGCCCCGGCUCCGGCCACGUCUCCCGCAACACCAGCCCGAUGAACGCGACUGGCUUCCCGGCCAUCACCGUGCCGUGCGGCUUCAGCGGACUGGGACUGCCCAUAGGUCUCCAGUUCAUAGCCCGCCCGUGGGAGGAGGGAAACCUUUUCCGCAUCGCCAACGCCUACGAGAGCGUCUCUCCCAGCCGGGGCGUGUCGCCUAAUUUGGAGUGA